AUGUAUUAAUAUGUGGAAGGUACCUAAUUUAUGUAAAAUCUGUAAAAUUUGGAUUGGAAUAUAGGCUAUGAAUAAUUAACAAUAGGAGAAUAAUUAGCUUAGGAAUUAUUGACUGCAACUAAUAUUAAAAGUGUCAAUAUUAAUGGAAAUGAAAUAGUUAAAGGCAAUACAUUUCCAGUAGUUUAUAAUGAAGCUUAAUUAAAUAAAUCAAUCAUUUAAUUGCUUAUUUUAAAUGGAUAAAUUAAUAUUUAUGGACCUUAACUCAAUUUCUAAAUUAUAGACUAUUAAUUUUAAUAUAUUUAGAAUCAAGCAUUUUUAAAUAGAUAUAAUUUAACUUCUGGAACAAUAAGUUUUGAUUAUAGAUAAAGAAUUAUACUAAAUUCAGAAUAAUUAGUUACUGGUAUGUGGAAUUGUACUUCUAUCUUAAAUUUACCUUAAAAUCAAUAAUUUAUUAACUGUCUUCGUAAAUUUAUAAAUUAAAUUACAUAAAAGGGUAAUAAGAGAAUCAAAUUUACAAAAUAAGAUUCCUUUAUUCUUGUUAUUUUUGAUGUAUAAGCAACUUGUAUAUUGGUAUCUUUAGGAGAUCCAAUACUCUAAUUAAUUUAUAAACCAAAGGUCUAUAGAUUAUGGGAGAAUUUCUUAAAUAAGAAUUCAUUUUCAUCAGAUCUUCAAUUUUCAAUUAAUGAAUAUGAUCAAUUAGAAAAUCAGAUCUCAACAUUAUAAAAUGAGUAUUCUAAUAUGUUGAAAUUGUUAUUAGAACCCUCAAAUCAAUUAAUUGAUAGUGUUCCUAAUAAAACUAGUCUUUUAAUUUUAUCUAAAUCUAAUCAUUAAACUAAUAAUCAUAAUUCGAUAGCUAGUCAUUAAUUUUAAGGUUUACUUUAAGUAAGUAGCUAAAAAUUAUUUACAGGUAGAUCACAUUUAGAUACAAAACGUGGAUAUCAUUUAUCAGUAGGGCAACUUUCGGAAACUUCAUUUCUUCAAGAUAUACCUUUAAUCAAUUAAAUUAAUUAAUGA
Molecule: messenger RNA, 1014 nt
Organism: Paramecium pentaurelia
Lineage: Eukaryota; Ciliophora; Oligohymenophorea; Peniculida; Parameciidae
Source: the annotation of a GenBank genome assembly